Messenger RNA from Ipomoea nil (Japanese morning glory), 1039 nucleotides. RefSeq names its product mannan synthase 1-like. Gene Ontology annotation, molecular function: mannan synthase activity. The coding region runs from base 351 to 929 and encodes 192 amino acids. NCBI's taxonomy places the organism in Eukaryota, Viridiplantae, Streptophyta, Magnoliopsida, Solanales, Convolvulaceae. Gene Ontology annotation, cellular component: Golgi apparatus. The transcript is spliced from 3 exons. The record is from RefSeq and is a predicted model, not a curated record.
UGGAAAGAUCGAACAACAGUGGAAGACAUGGACCUUGCAGUCAGAGCUAGCCUUAGGGGAUGGAAAUUUCUUUAUAUUGGUGACUUAGAAGUGAGUCUUUUAAGUAUUUACAAAUUUAUUUAUAGUAAUACUUAGAAGAUCAAAUCUCUAUAUAUCAAGAAACUAAAAUAGUUAAUUUAGGUAAAAAAUGAACUUCCAAGCACCUUCAAGGCUUAUAGGUAUCAACAACAUCGGUGGUCAUGUGGUCCAGCAAACCUCUUCAGGAAAAUGUUCAAAGAAAUCAUCCAAAGCGAGGUAAUUAAACUCAAUAGGGGUUUCUUUGUAUUAAUAAUAAUUCAAAAAAACUCAAAAUGGAUCUCUCAUAUACAAUGCAGCGUGUGUCCCUAUACAAGAAACUUCACUUGGUCUAUGAUUUCUUCUUAGUGAGGAAGAUUAUAGCACAUUGGGUUACCUUUUUCUUCUAUUGUAUUGUCAUCCCAUUUGCUAUUGUAAUCCCUGAGUUGCAUCUUACAAAGCCAAUAGCUAUAUAUCUUCCAGCAACUAUAACCAUUCUAAAUGCAGCUUGCACAAAGAGGUCCUUCCAUCUUCUUGUGGUUUGGAUAUUAUUUGAAAACGUCAUGUCUCUGCAUCGAACUAAGGCUGCAAUAAUCGGACUACUAGAAGCCAACAGAGCCAAUGAAUGGGUUGUAACAGAAAAAUUAGGGAAUGCAGCUAAGCAAAGGCAAAAUGUGAGAGUGCCAAAAAGAAAAACGUGCAAGAUUAGAGAAAGGAUCCAUUUGCUCGAGAUUAUGAUGGGAGUUUUUAUGCUGCAAUGUGCAUUGUAUGAUGUGAUUUUUGGGAAUGACUUGUUUUAUGUAUAUCUAGUGCUGCAAGCAUUGGCCUUCUUUGUAGUUGGAUUUGGCUGUGUUGGAACACAAGUCCCCGACUAGAGCUUUGCAGGAAGGUAUAUAUACCAUAAACACAAAGACAAGUAAACUUUGUUAGUGGACGUUGUUGGUUUUUUUAAGUAUUGGCCAUUUAAUUGGCAAAACAUUUAAUG